CCAUCUGUAUCACGCCUAGCGCCUAAAAUUAAAAGAAAUAUAUAAAUAUUUUUUUUGUACAUAUUUAUAACUUCACAAAUUAUAACUUCACACAAAUAAGUAACAUGAAACUACUGUCUGUUUCAAUUAAGAAAAAGAAGUAUGCACAUAUCAAACUUCGAUUGUUUCAGUCUAAAAAUGGCUACAAUCAUGGUUUAAUUAAAAAGAACUUUCGUUAACAAAUUCUCAAUAGCAACAACUUGCAAUAAACCAUGCAACUACGUCAAUAGCUUUCCAAUUCCGUUUCGAUUUAAAAUCAUACCUCUUGACAAACGCUCCUUAAUUAAAUAUCAUUUAGAAACAAAUUUGAAAGAAAAUACAGGAUGCCUAUUCAAAAGGUUAAAGCUCGUCAAAUUUUCAACUCCAGGGGUGAUCCGACUUUGGAAGUGGACAUAAUCACAGACGUUGGACUGUUAAGAUCUUCAGUACCAUCUGUUUUAGUACCAAACCCUAAUCAAGCACAAGAACUAAGGGAUGGCAAUGAAGCCAUGUACCAUGGACGUUCAGUAUUCAGAGCCGUUGACGUAGUCAAUAACAUAAUAGCACCACAACUUUUGAAAUCAAGGCUGGAGGCUUGCCAACAAAUGGAGAUAGACAGUUUGCUAAAUCGUCUAGACGGAACCGAGAAUAAAUCUAAAUUAGGUGCAAACGCAAUUCUUGGUGUCUCCAUCGCUUGCUGUAAAGCUGGUGCUGCGAAGAAAGGACUUCCGGUUUAUAGAUACAUUGCAGAAUUAGCUGAAAACGGAGAACUUUAUAUACCUGUUCCUUGUUUCAACAUGAUCAGCGGAGGCAGGCAUGCUAAUAACACAUUGCCAUGCCAAGAAUUUAUGAUCUUACCCAUAGGAGCUGAAAGUUUCGCUGAUGCUAUGAAAAUGGGCAUGGAAGUGUACAGAGUACUCGAACAGAAAAUCGCAGCUGCUCAAGAAAUUAAUCUACCCCUUCCAGUUAGCGACGACGGCGCGUUUACGCCCUUAGAACUUGAGGAGGAUAAGGAAGCUUUGUUACUGAUAGACGAGUCAAUUAAAGAGGCUGGUUACGAAGGAAGAAUUAAGAUAGCGUUAGACAUGGCAGCUAGUGCUUUUUAUAAAGAAGGGGGAUACGAUUUAGCAUUUAAAACAGAAGAGUCUGAUCCUGAUGAAUAUAUGGAAGCAGACGCAUUAAAGGAUCAAUACUUAGAGUAUUUUACAGAAUAUCCAUCUCUCGUCUCGAUCGAAGAUCCAUUCGAUCAUGAAGACUGGGAGGGUUGGUUGACAUUGGCCGAUCAAGAUAUUCAAAUUGUUUCUGACGACUUAACUGCGAUGAAUAUUGAUAGAAUCGAGGAAGCAAUUGACAGACAAAUGGCCAAUGCUAUGAUAUUAAGAAUGUCACAAGUUGGAACCGUAACAGAGGCGAUCAACUGCGCAAAAAUAGCGAGAAUCAGUAAUUGGGGAUAUAUCGUAACAGCUUGUGAAGGAGAAACUGAAGACAAUUUUGUGGCUGAUUUGGCUGUAGGAUUAUCUGCUGGUCAAUUUAAAGCUGGAGCACCUUGCAGGAGCGAAAGAACUGCUAAAUAUAAUCAAAUAUUGAGAAUCGAAGAAGAACUCGGGAAAGAUGCGAAAUAUGCUGGUCUCAAUUAUAGAAAUCCUUUGGCUAAAUAA
Messenger RNA from Heterotrigona itama, 1676 nucleotides. The record is from the annotation of a GenBank genome assembly. NCBI's taxonomy places the organism in Eukaryota, Metazoa, Arthropoda, Insecta, Hymenoptera, Apidae.